Molecule: messenger RNA, 508 nt
Organism: Lolium rigidum
Lineage: Eukaryota; Viridiplantae; Streptophyta; Magnoliopsida; Poales; Poaceae
Product: histone H4
Exons: 1
Coding region: 39-350 (103 amino acids)
Biological process (GO): nucleosome assembly
Cellular component (GO): nucleosome
Molecular function (GO): DNA binding; structural constituent of chromatin; protein heterodimerization activity
Source: RefSeq, a predicted model, not a curated record
UCCACCAAUCCCCUCCAACUCCGAGAGAAGCUCCGGCGAUGUCUGGGCGCGGCAAGGGCGGCAAGGGGCUCGGGAAGGGCGGCGCCAAGCGCCACCGGAAGGUGCUCCGCGACAACAUCCAGGGCAUCACCAAGCCGGCCAUCCGCCGCCUGGCCCGCCGCGGCGGCGUCAAGCGCAUCUCCGGCCUCAUCUACGAGGAGACCCGCGGCGUGCUCAAGAUCUUCCUCGAGAACGUCAUCCGCGACGCCGUCACCUACACCGAGCACGCCCGCCGCAAGACCGUCACCGCCAUGGACGUCGUCUACGCGCUCAAGCGCCAGGGACGCACCCUCUACGGCUUCGGAGGCUAGAGCGUUAUCAGGCCGUCAGGAUUAGCUAGGUGUUUUAAUUAAGGGAUUGGUCGGCGAAUCUCUGUUUCUGCUGUAGUUUCUGUCUGCUUGUUGUCGCGUGUCCUAGGGAUGAGCUGUCGUGUUGGUUUCCAAGUAUGUACUCACUGCAAAUCUCUUGC